This is a messenger RNA of Lactuca virosa, 1374 nucleotides long. The record is from the annotation of a GenBank genome assembly. Lineage: Eukaryota; Viridiplantae; Streptophyta; Magnoliopsida; Asterales; Asteraceae.
UCUCUCUCUCUCUCUCUCUCUCUCUCUCUCAUGAAACAGACUGGGCUUGGGUUUGGGAACCCUCAUGGCAAGACCACUCAAGGUACAACCCAUCGAAGCACCUCCAAAACACUCUUGCUCAUUACCCUAACCCUAAUCAUCCUCACUGUAAUCCCUCUCUAUUUCCCUUUCAACAAAUUCCCAUCUCUAUCUUCCUCCAACCAUUCCUCCUCCGCCUCGCGGGACACUAUCUCGCCGGCGAACCACCCCCAUGACCAACUCAUCACCAUCGACGAUAACCACCACAAAUGCGACGUGUUUUCCGGCGAGUGGGUACCAAACCCUAAUGCUCCUUACUACCAUAACACCACGUGUUGGGCAAUCCAUGAACACCAAAACUGCCAGAAAUAUGGGCGACCCGAUUCAGAUUACAUGAAGUGGAAAUGGAAACCAGAUGAAUGUGAUCUUCCCGUUUUUAAUCCUUAUCAGUUCUUGGAAAUCGUGAGAGAUAAAGCUUUGGCGUUUGUGGGUGAUUCUGUUGGCAGGAAUCAUAUGCAAUCUUUGAUUUGCAUGUUGUCCAGGGUUGAAUAUCCGAUUGAUGUUUCUACCACAAAAGAUGAAAAUUUCAAACGUUGGUACUACGAAUCAUACAACUUCACCCUCGCCACAUAUUGGUCACCAUUUUUGGUAAAGUUCAAAGAGCCUAAUACUGAUGACCCAACUCUAGCUGGCAUCUUCAGUCUCUACCUAGACGAAUUUGACAAUGCUUGGACCAAUCACAUUGACGAUUUCAAUUACCUAAUCAUAAAUGGAGGACAUUGGUUCUCACGACCCUCGCUCUAUUAUGAGAAAGGCCAGAUAAUUGGUUGUAAGUAUUGUCAGAAAGACAACAUCACUGAUUACCCAAUGACAUUUGGGUAUCACAGAGCGUUUCGUACAGCGUACAAAGCAAUUAUGAGUAGAAAAAACUUUAAGGGCGUAGCAAUGUUACGCACUUUUGCACCAACACAUUUCGAGGGUGGGGAUUGGAACAAAGGGGGAGAUUGCCCUAGGAAAAAACCAUUUAAGAGCAAUGAAAUAAGGUUAGAAGGUUCAAAUUUGGAAAUGUAUUUAUCCCAAAUGGAAGAAUUUAAAUGGGCCGAAAAGAAGGCCAAGGAUAAUGGGCUUAAACUUAGGCUUUUGGAUAUAACACAACCCAUGUUGUUAAGGCCCGAUGGACACCCUAGUAAAUUUGGACAUUGGCCCAAUGAGAACGUGGCUUUGUAUAAUGACUGUGUGCAUUGGUGUCUACCUGGACCCAUUGACACGUGGAGCGAUUUUCUGCUUCAUAUGUUGAAGAUGGAGGGUAGGAGAUCAGCCGAAGGGAAGCUUUAUUCUAAACUCAUCAAAGUAUAA